Aspergillus wentii DTO 134E9 is the source of this 5187-nucleotide messenger RNA. RefSeq lists its product as uncharacterized. Gene Ontology annotation, cellular component: mitochondrion. Gene Ontology annotation, biological process: mitochondrial tRNA 3'-end processing; regulation of DNA-templated transcription. The record is from RefSeq and is a predicted model, not a curated record. NCBI's taxonomy places the organism in Eukaryota, Fungi, Ascomycota, Eurotiomycetes, Eurotiales, Aspergillaceae. Gene Ontology annotation, molecular function: DNA-binding transcription factor activity; 3'-tRNA processing endoribonuclease activity. The coding region runs from base 1 to 5187 and encodes 1728 amino acids. The transcript is spliced from 3 exons.
AUGGCUACACUGGCGGAGCAUCCCGCCGUCGUCCCCCAAUCGAUUAACGGUGUCUACGAACCGGAUAUGGACUCCUUCCUCAACCUCGAUCAGUUCACCUACACAUCAGCAGAGCCUUCCAGAGCAAAGGCUGCCCUUCCCAGCCAGCCCUCGGUCGCAGGCACAGAUUUCAGCGGCGCUACUGACAUGAGAAGUGCCAGCUUCGCAUCAAGUAGUCAAUCGCCAAUUGCUUUCCAGGCCCCCAGCCAUCAAUAUGACGAGCACAAGCAACAGACCGGUCUCCCCCCGGGUGGCUUGGCUCAUGCUAUGACUUUCAACAACCACGUUAACGGAAUGGGCUUUGGUGCUGGAAACCAGGGCUUUGCGAUGAAUGGAGACAUGUUUGCUGGCAGCCAGAUGAAGCGCGAGGACGCCUCGCUGGAUUUCAACACCGUUCCCACCCGUAACCCUUCUGAUAUGGACCUGGAGUCUGACAACAUGGGUGCCGUCCCCGGCUAUUUCUUCUCGCCAAACGCCAACAAAAGCCAAUACAUCGACCCCAAUGCCCUGGGUGGCCAGGAGGCCCCUAUGGGCCCAUCCACCCAGGUUGGCCGCAUGUACCCCGGAAUGCACCAGCAACAAGCCGCCAUGGCCAAGGCCGCCCAGCAGCAGAAGCAGCAAGAAUUCAUCAGACAACAGCAGAUCCAGCAGCACCAGCGCCGCAUGGAAGAGCACGCCCAGCAAAACGGCACUCCUCAGCCCCAGGCUCCUCGCGUCCCAAACCCCGUGGUUGAAGAACGUAUCUCCCGUCUUUUGCAACAAAUGAGACAGAACGCGAUGGGCUCUCCCGACGGCUCUCCUUCGCCCUCCAUGCCCCAGAUGGCCAAGGCCAAGAAGGAAGAGCAGGACAUGGAUGAGGACGAGAGACUCCUCGCCAGUGAGGAGGGAAAGAAGCUCAGCAGCAAGGAACGUCGCCAGCUUCGCAACAAGGUCUCCGCUCGCGCUUUCCGAUCUCGCCGCAAGGAAUACAUCGGCCAGCUUGAAAGUGAAGUCGCUGCCAGAACGAACGAGGCCCACAACCUCCGCAUGCAGAACCGCUCUCUUUACGAAGAGAACAACCGCUUGACCGACCUCGCCCACAUGCUUUUGUCUUCGCCUCAAUUCUCCUCGUUUAUGGAUGACAUGAACGCCAACGGUGGUCUCCCUAGCUCGAACCAGUCGCAGGCUCAGCCUCAGCAGCAGCCACAACAACCACAGCCCCAGCACCAGCAGGCCAUCGCCCAGCCUCACAUGCAGGCCAAUGUCGCCAAGGACCCCCCGAGCCACGCCCACCAGGAGUUCCAGAUGCAGCAGACUCCCCAGGUCGGUAUGGGUAUGGUUCCCAACCAAGGAAUGGAUGUUCCCGCUAUGGGAUUUAACGCCGGAUGGAACUCUGGCAUCGAAAUGAACUACGGCAACACUCCCGUCUUCGCUGUCACUGAGGUUCCCCAAGGCCCUGUCCUUGACGCUGAGGUUCUUUCUGGAAAGUCUUCGAGCUUCACCGGUUCCUUCCUCCCCGAGACCUCCAAGAACGAAGUCCCUGCUCUCGAGCUCCCUACCAUGGCUGAGGAGCAGUCUGACUUUGGUGUCGAGAACUCGGAGGUCGAGAUUGACGAGUCAGACCCCGCUUUCGCUCUCUUCGUCGAGUCCCCCGCAACCAACGAAUCUUCCGGUGAGCAAUUCGAAGGUGUUUCCUUCGAAAAGGUCUCUGCCUUUGAGCUUGUUGUCGAGAACGAGUCCCAGAACAAGGUGAACCGCCUUGCCUGUUUGUGUGACAGCAUGGAAGCCGCUUUCCAGCCCCCCAGACUCCCAUACCCCCACCAUCAUUCGCAGAAUAACUACAUCGUCUACGACCCAUCUUCCUACAAGCUAUCCGGUUUCGAUCCCCCGUCGACCCCGCCCACGGGAGCCCACCCGAUGAAGUUCCACUACCAGGUCGUGACGACCCCCACGGCCGACACCCCCGGCACGACCCUCGUGCUCCAUUUCCCAGACAAGCGGUACUUUUUCGGCCAGCUGUCUGAGGGGACGCAGCGCGCGUGCACGGAGCGAGGCGUCAAGCUCACCUCGCUGACGGAUAUCUUCAUCAGCGGCCGGACAGAAUGGGCCAAUAAUGGGGGGUUGAUUGGGAUGAUUCUCACGCAGGCGGAUGGGCUGAUUAGUGCGAAUACGGCGCUGGAGAACGCGGCGCGUGAGAAGCAGGCGAACCGCGCCCCGGACCAGACGCAGCCGAAGAAGGACACAAAGCAUGGCGAGCCGUAUGGGGUUCAGGAUGGGCAGUUGGUGCCGCAGAAGGGGCACUUGACGAUUCAUGGUGGGAGGAAUAUCACGCAUACGUUAGCUACUGCGAGAAGAUUUGUCUUCCGGAAGGGUAUGCCGGUGUAUACGCGGGAGUAUGAUGGCGAGAGUAUGGCUAAGCAGGCUUCUGCUGCUGUGGAGUCCGGGGAUCCGUUUGAGAAGCCUACCUUUUCUGAUAGCAAUAUCAAGGUGUGGGCUAUGCCUGUUAGUCCUUCUCCUUCGCGCGAGGCCAAGGUUCCUUCUCGGUCGAGGACGCAGAGCCCGAGGAAGAGGAGUCUGGAUGAGUUCCAGGAGAGAAAUGCUCCAGAGGAAUCUCUUGAUCAGCAGACCAAGGAUCAAUUGAUGAGGCAGUCUGUUGUCUCUGAUAUGUUCAACUCCUCGUGGAGGAUGGAUGCCUUGAUCGAGACUCGUCUGGCUGAUGUCAAGAUGCCUGCUGCCAUGUUCAUUCGCAACACCGAGACCAAGCAGCUCGAGCAGUACACCGGUCCUGCUCCCGGCAGCACUGAGCCACUUCCUGACAUCAAGGUGCUUGUACGACAGCCCUGGCCGGGUGCUUCGGUUGAAAAACUCCCGCCUACGACAAGGAAUGAAGAAGCUCUCUCUUAUAUCGUGCGAAGCCAUGAUAUCAGAGGUAAAUUCGACCCUAAGAAGGCUCAGGAAUUGAAAGUCCGUAAAGGACCCGACUUUGCCCGUCUGACGAAGGGUGACAGUGUAGAGUCGGAAGAUGGCAAGACCAUCACCCCUGAUAUGGUUUUGGGCCCUACUCGACUUGGCAAGGGAGUGGCGGUUAUCGAUUUGCCGGCGCCAGAGUAUGUGGAGAACUUGGUCAAUCGUCCCGAAUGGAAGUCGCCUGCGGUGAUGACUGAGAUGGGAGCUUUCGUUUGGAUUCUUGGACCCGGAGUGGGAGAGCACCCCAAGCUCCGUGAGUUCGUCGCGAGCAUGCCCCACUGCAAGCACACCGUAUCUGGUACGGAUUAUUGCCCGAACUACCUGGCUCUGAACAGCGUCGCUGGAUCGUCUAUCCGUCUUGCUCGGUUGAAGGGCAGCGGCUACUCGGUGCCCGUUCACGACAACGUCACUCUCCCUCAGCCAGGAACCCUCACCGCAGGAUCAAACAUCACCAAGGAAGCGAUCAAAACCUCGCCAUUUGAACCCGUCGACCCUGGUCUCAUCAUAGACAUUGAACCCAAAUUUGAGUUCAACCGUACCGAUGUCGUACCACGAUUGAAUGCACAUGACACAGUGGACAGGAUCCCAUUUGCAGUUGAGCAGCGAAUGUCUGCUAUCCGGAAGCGUGUGCAGAAGCCCCAGUUCAAAGAGAAAUUGGAGAGUCUUCGACAAGGCUUGCCUGGGGGUGAUGCUGAGAUUAUCACGCUCGGAACAGGAUCUUCUUCUCCAUCCAAGUACCGCAAUGUCUCUUCCACCCUAGUCCAUGUGCCCGGGUAUGGAUACUAUCUACUUGAUUGUGGUGAAUGUACUCUUGGUCAAUUGAAGCGUGUCUAUGAGCCCGAACAGUUGCGAGAGGUGUUGCAGAACCUGCGGAUGAUCUGGAUCAGUCAUCUCCACGCCGACCACCACCUUGGAACUGUUUCUCUCAUCAGAGCUUGGUAUCAUGAAAACUACGGCACUGGGGCUUCGCCUAGCCAGACCGUUGAAAACGACAUGGCCAAGAUCCUGCAGGAGAAGCGCUUAGCUGUUGUCUCUGAGGAGAUGAUGAUCGGUUGGCUAGAGGAGUACGCCGCUGUCGAGAACUACGGCUUCGACAAACUGGUGCCUCUAUCCGCAAACCCCUACUUUAGAGACGGCAAGAUCCAGACCCAAUUCACCUACCACCACUGCCGGGGCGACGGCACUUAUCCCGGCCACGAAAAGGACGGAAGCAAGCCUACGUCCACCCCACUUCGCUUCGACGACAAUUCCUCCCCGCUCACAGCUCUCCUCCGCUCCGCUACUGGCUUGUCCGACCUCCUAACCACCCGUGUGUCUCACUGCCGCGGCGCCAUGGCCGUAGCCCUCGUCUUCUCCAACGGCUUCAAGAUCUCCUUCUCAGGCGACUGCAGACCCUCCGAAGGCUUCGCCACCAUCGGCCACGGCUCAACCGUCAUGAUCCACGAAGCCACCUUCCAAAACGACAUGGCCGUCUCCGCCAUCGCCAAACGCCACUCCACCACCGCCGAAGCCCUCGAAGUCGGCCGCAAAAUGGAAGCCCGCAACAUCCUCCUCACCCACUUCAGCCAACGCUACCAAAAAGUCGCCCACAUCGACCAACGCCCUGAAUCUGGCCCUUCCAAACGCGGCCCGGAAACCGUCAAAGUCCCCGCUUACCAACAACAACCCGACAUCCCCGUCGACGAAGCAGAGGACGCCACCCCGCCCUCCAAGGACGAAAUCAAAAUCCCCACUGCCUCCCUGCAGUCGAAGCCACGAGUCCCCACCACAGCAGCCUUCGACUACAUGCGCAUUCGCGUCCGCGACUUCCCCAUCGCCGAAGCCUUCGCCCCGGCACUGGAGAAACUCUUCGAAAAACUCGAGCGAGCCUCAGCCGAGGAAUCCACCAAGAAUCGCCAAGAGAAGAACGAAGAACUGCAAGCCCAGAAGGUCAAGAAGCAUGGCAAACACUUCGCUGCCCGUAAACCCGUCGCAGCCCCGGCUCCUGCUCCUGCAAACCCCGAGGCAAUGGAUGUUGACAAGAAGGAAUCGUCGCCCAAGAAACAGACGGCUUCGAUCUGGAGUGCCAGUGAGAGUGAAAGUGGCUGGAAUACAAGCGGCAGUGACAGUGAGGGUGACCGAGCGGUACAGCGCAGACAUGCCGCUAGGAAGCAGACUGGUAGUCCGCGCCGGGCCAGCCCUCGUAACAAGAGCAAGCAAUAA